Fonsecaea nubica is the source of this 669-nucleotide messenger RNA. RefSeq lists its product as hypothetical. The coding region runs from base 1 to 669 and encodes 222 amino acids. The record is from RefSeq and is a predicted model, not a curated record. Lineage: Eukaryota; Fungi; Ascomycota; Eurotiomycetes; Chaetothyriales; Herpotrichiellaceae. The transcript has a single exon.
AUGGGCUUGAUCAAGACUGCCAUCAUCGCCGGCGUGGGCAUCUAUGCCGUGAAGAAGAUGUCCAAAUCGAACGAGAAUCGUCGCACGAAUCCUGCACCGGGCCCUACACAAGACCGGGACUUCCAUCAACAAUACUUCGAUGAACCUCCGUACUACUCCUCCGGUGGGCCAUAUCAGGACGAGAAACGGGCCUAUCAUCAACAACAGCAUCCACCGCGGCAGGAAGCCUUCGUGCCGUUGGAGUUCACCGAGCCGCGCGGAGGUAGACGCCAGCAGCAGCAGCAGCAGGAAGCUCGCCACCCUCAGGUCCUGACGACGAGUAACAGCGCGUACUCACCCUUACCGCACGGCUACAACCAUCAGGACCACGAUGGACACGUCCACGGGUACGAUGCGACCACACAAAACGCGUCAGAAUCUACUUCGAAUCUGUACGCGUACCCCGACAACGCACCGCCUCCACACUACGACAGUGGGCGACAGCGGCGCCAACAACAACUACACCACGGCUUUGUCGAGCCUGACGAGGUUUCUGACUCGACCUUUGACGCAUCGAGGAGAGGCGAAAAUGGACAGAGGUCAGGAUUUCUCGACACGUUGGCGCACCAGGCCAUGAGUAUCAAGGAUGGCAAAGGUAGGGAUCUCGUCGGGAAAUUGCUCGCUAGGUGA